Molecule: messenger RNA, 529 nt
Organism: Notodromas monacha
Lineage: Eukaryota; Metazoa; Arthropoda; Ostracoda; Podocopida; Cyprididae
Source: the annotation of a GenBank genome assembly
AUUUCCGACCUGCUGGCCGCCAUCCAAAUCAUCACCGACUUGGGCUCGGCAGCUUUCGCACAACUCGUGGAUUUGAUCCCAGAACCCAUCUUGUCCAUUCUUCAGGCUCUCUUUGAGUCGGGUCUUUUCCCUGGAAAGGCUCAUGCCGUUCGUCAAGACAUCACUGAGUGGCUCCUGGCCCUCAUCGACGUCCUCAUCCAAAUGUUCGGCGCUGAAGUGCACGACCUCUUGAUCCAGGUUGCCGCUGACCUCGGCAUCCCCGCUGCCCUCAUCGACAUCCUGUGGGACCUCGUCGUUUCCGGUGGUUUCGUCGCCCCCGCCAAGAACGCCAUUCGCCAGGACAUCAUCCAAUGGGCCAUUGACCAGCUCAUCGAAUUCGGUCUGGAGGCCGUCGUCACCAUUGCUGAGUUCUUGCCACCAGAGAUCAUCUCCAUCUUGGUCGACCUCGUCCUUGGCUUCGGUCUCGGUCACUAAAUUGCUUUCUGCACUUCGUCUCUGAAUAAAACUCUUGAAUCACUGUGAAACAAAA